UUUCCCUUGGCUGGAAUUGGCGAGAAGCUACUUGGCGAAUAUAUCGGGUACAUUUCAUCAGUUACUUGUAAAACUUCGAAGAGUACAGUCGCAUUAUUACACAGUGUCUUAUCACUAAUUAAACAACCGCGAUUAUUAUUGUUAGUUCAAAUAUUUGUUUUGUAGAACCACCAGUGACGUUUGGCAGAUUAUUACAGCAAAAUUAUGGCGUCAGUGGGAAUAAAUAGUUUCAUGAAUUCCUUCAAUAAUAGACUGGAAGCUCCAGUACAGCAACAUCUAAAAAAUGUAUACGCCUGCCUGGCGAUGUCCACCCUGGCCGCAGGCGUUGGAGCAUCGGUCCACCUGUUCACGAACAUCCUACAGGCGGGUUUUCUCUCGGCCAUCGGAGCCCUAGUGUUCUUCUUCCUCUUGCUGUCGACCCCGGAAGACAACGGCAAAGGGAUGACCAAAAGGGUGGGUUACCUCCUCGGUUUCUCCGCCUUAACUGGCGUUGGCAUGGGCCCAUUAUUGGAAGCGGUUAUGAUCGUCGAUCCAAGCAUCAUUAUCACCGCCUUCAUUGCCACCAGCGUUGUCUUCGUAUCGUUCACGAUCUGCGCCAUAUUUUCUGAUAGAGGAAAAUGGUUGUACUUGGGAGGGAUUUUGUUCACGAUGUUAAACAGUUUGAUUCUGAUGAGUUUGGCCAAUAUCUUCUUUGGAUCGACUUUGCUGUGGAACGCUCAGAUCUACGUCGGGCUGUUGGCCAUGUGCGGAUUUGUCUUGUAUGACACUCAGGCAAUUAUUGAGAAGAGGAGGAUGGGCAGCAAGGACUUCGUAGGCCACUCUUUGGAUUUGUUCGUUGACUUUAUUGGAAUAUUUAAGAGAUUGCUGAUCAUCCUGACCCAGAAGGUAAUUUCGGAUAGGAACAGGAACAACAGAAGAAGAGAAGAAACUGAUUAAAUUGACUGAACUGCAUCCUUAUUAUUAUUUCUUAUAAAUUACGUUCUGUAGGAAUAUCAUCGAGAUAAGAGUCGUUUAUUUUUUUAAUUUCAUUUCCUUUCAACAAUGUAAAAUCUUGAUAAUAUAAUGUAAAUAUCUCGUGAUUUAUUGUUUUGUUAUACGGACAGGAUGACUUACGCAAAUCGGCAAGAUUAUUCGGUGAUACGUACUGGAACGUUGGUUGGUUUCUCAUAUUUAUAUAAGUUAGCCAGUAAGUUUAGGAUUAAGUGAUUUUUUUUUUGGAUAAAAGGUUUAUUUAAAUAAAAUAUUUUGUUUUUUAUAA
Anthonomus grandis grandis is the source of this 1258-nucleotide messenger RNA. Its product is annotated as bax inhibitor 1. Gene Ontology annotation, biological process: cellular response to unfolded protein; negative regulation of endoribonuclease activity; negative regulation of RNA splicing. Gene Ontology annotation, cellular component: mitochondrial membrane. The coding region runs from base 205 to 936 and encodes 243 amino acids. The transcript is spliced from 3 exons. The record is from RefSeq and is a predicted model, not a curated record. NCBI's taxonomy places the organism in Eukaryota, Metazoa, Arthropoda, Insecta, Coleoptera, Curculionidae. Gene Ontology annotation, molecular function: enzyme binding.